Hipposideros armiger (great roundleaf bat) is the source of this 3412-nucleotide messenger RNA. It is a transcript of the gene NLN, whose product is annotated as neurolysin. Gene Ontology annotation, molecular function: metalloendopeptidase activity. NCBI's taxonomy places the organism in Eukaryota, Metazoa, Chordata, Mammalia, Chiroptera, Hipposideridae. Gene Ontology annotation, biological process: proteolysis; peptide metabolic process. The transcript has 13 exons. Gene Ontology annotation, cellular component: mitochondrial intermembrane space. The record is from RefSeq and is a predicted model, not a curated record. The coding region runs from base 187 to 2301 and encodes 704 amino acids.
UGGGCGCCGGCGUGGAGCUGCCGCACGUGGGAGGGCUCGCGUAGGACGAGCAGCUCCCUCGGUCGCUGCAGCCGCAGCCGCUGUUGCCUUCUCGGCUAGGCCACCUCUCGGCUCCCUGGCGCCCCGCCUCCCUCACCCCCAAACCGGAGGACAGCACGCUCGCCGUCGCCGCCUCUCGGCGCUCCCAUGAUCGCCCGGUGCCUUUCGGCUGUGCGAGACCUCCACAGAGUUGGUGGUUUCAGGGUUUUAUUCAGAAUGACGCUUGGAAGAGAAGUGAUGUCUCCUCUUCAGGCAAUGUCUUCCUAUACUGCAGCUGGCAGAAAUGUUUUAAGAUGGGAUCUUUCACCAGAGCAAAUUAAAACAAGAACUGAGGAGCUCAUUGUGCACACCAAACAGGUGUACGAUGCUAUUGGAAUGCUUGACCUUGAGGAAGUAACUUACGAGAACUGUUUGCAGGCACUGGCUGAUGUAGAAGUGAAAUAUAUAGUGGAACGAACCAUGCUAGACUUUCCCCAGCAUGUCUCCCCUGACAAAGAAGUACGGGCAGCAAGCACAGACGCAGACAAAAGACUUUCUCGUUUCGAUAUCGAGAUGAGCAUGAGAGAAGACAUAUUUCUGAGAAUUGUCCACUUACAGGAAACCUGUGACCUGGGGAAGAUAAAGCCUGAAGCCAGACGAUACUUGGAAAAGUCAGUUAAAAUGGGGAAAAGGAAUGGGCUCCAUCUUCCAGAGCAAGUACAAAAUGAAAUCAAAGCAAUGAAGAAAAGAAUGAGUGAGCUAUGUAUUGACUUUAACAAAAACCUCAAUGAGGACGAUACCUUCCUUGUAUUUUCCAAGGCUGAACUUGGUGCUCUUCCUGAUGACUUCAUUGACAGUUUAGAAAAGAUGGAUGAUGACAAGUAUAAAAUUACCUUAAAAUAUCCACACUAUUUUCCUGUCAUGAAAAAAUGUUGUGUCCCUGAAACCAGAAGGAAGAUGGAAAUGGCUUUUAAUACAAGGUGUAAAGAGGAAAACACCACAAUUCUGCAGCAGCUACUCCCACUUCGGGCCAAAGUAGCCAAACUGCUCGGCUACAGCACACAUGCUGACUUUGUCCUUGAAAUGAACACUGCGAAGAGCACAAGCCAUGUAACAGCUUUUCUAGAUGAUUUAAGCCAGAAAUUAAAACCCUUGGGUGAGGCAGAACGAGAGUUUAUUUUGAAUCUGAAGAAAAAGGAAUGUGAAGAGAGAGGUUUCGAAUAUGAUGGGAAAAUCCAUGCCUGGGAUCUCCAUUACUAUAUGACUCAGACGGAAGCACUCAAGUACUCCAUAGACCAAGAGAUCCUCAAGGAAUACUUCCCAAUUGAAGUGGUCACGGAAGGCUUGCUGAACAUCUACCAGGAGUUGUUGGGACUUUCAUUUGAGCAAGUGACAGAUGCUCACGUGUGGAAUAAAAGUGUUACGCUUUACACGGUGAAGGAUAAAGCCACAGGAGAAGUAUUGGGACAGUUCUACUUGGACCUCUAUCCAAGGGAAGGGAAAUACAACCAUGCAGCCUGCUUCGGCCUCCAGCCUGGCUGCCUCCUCCCAGACGGGAGCCGCAUGAUGUCUGUGGCGGCCCUGGUGGUGAACUUCUCACAGCCUCUAGCAGAUCGUCCCUCUCUCCUGAGGCACGAUGAGGUGAGGACUUACUUCCAUGAGUUUGGUCAUGUCAUGCAUCAGAUUUGUGCACAGACUGAUUUUGCACGAUUUAGUGGAACAAAUGUGGAAACUGACUUUGUAGAGGUGCCAUCACAGAUGCUUGAAAAUUGGGUGUGGGACACUGAUUCCCUCCGAAGACUAUCAAAACAUUAUAAAGAUGGAAGACCUAUUAUGGAUGAUCUGCUUGAAAAACUUGUUGCUUCUAGACUGGUCAACACAGGUCUUCUGACUUUACGCCAGAUUGUUUUGAGCAAAGUUGAUCAGUCUCUCCACACCAAUGCGUCGCUGGAUGCUGCAAGUGAAUAUGCCAAAUACUGUGCAGAAAUUUUAGGUGUUGCGGCUACUCCAGGCACAAAUAUGCCAGCUACUUUUGGACAUUUGGCAGGAGGAUAUGAUGGCCAAUACUAUGGAUAUCUUUGGAGUGAAGUGUUUUCCAUGGAUAUGUUUUACAGCUGUUUUAAAAAAGAAGGGAUAAUGAAUCCAGAGGUUGGAAUGAAAUACAGAAACCUAAUCCUGAAACCUGGGGGAUCUCUGGACGGCAUGGACAUGCUCCAGAAUUUCUUGCAACGUGAUCCAAACCAAACAGCGUUCCUGAUGAGCAGAGGCCUGCACACCCCGUAGGCUGGGGCUCUUUGGUAGCCGACCACGUCUGGAGGACAAGCAGACACCACCAUGUGUCACUGGCCUGGAAACUGAAGGGAGUUUUGCAAGUGAAAAUUUACAUUUCUAUUGACUGCUUUUUGUUGUUUGAGUUGAAAAAAAUGACACAGAUGUAAAUGGAAUCCUAACUACUGUGACCUAAGAAGAGGCCAAUUCGAAAAUAAUUAGACUAUAAAAUUUCAUUAAAAAAAUAGAUGUGAUUUUCUUUUUGAUAAAAGUUUCAUAUGAAUGUAAUUUGAUUUUUUUACUCUUGUAAUCUAGAUAAUAUAAUGUAAGAGGGCUCAGAAUUUUUCAAUUGAAUCAUAUACAUUGCAUAAUUUGAUCCUUCUUAGAUCAUGCCGUUUUAUACUUGGGAUUUCUGGAUAUAAAUGAAUCACCAUAUUCCUCUGGUAAAUAUUUUCUGCGAACUCUGCAUCAACUUGGACUCUGUCUAACAGUCAAGUGUGACCUCUUUGCCUACAUACCUCAGGGCCAUGGGACUAUGCCCCAGUAAUGCAUUUAUCGUUGCGUUUCAGGCCACGUGAUUCCCAACUUUCUGCCACACUUAAAAUAUGUUCCUCCAUUUGGGUUUAUCUUUUCUGUCUAAAGUCCAGUCAAAGAGUACCAAACAGUUAUGAAUUUUAACUGAACUAGCCCAACAUAUAUUGCAUGUUUUUGUAUUUUGUACCGUUUCCCCAAAAAUAAGACCAUGUCUUAUAUUAAUUUUUGCUCCAACAAUCUGUAUUUAUUCAUUUAUUCAUGUACAAAAAUUGACAUUUAUUCGAACAGUCGUGUCUGGCUGACGAUCUUAACUGGGGCUUAUGUUUGGGGUAGGGCUUAUAUGACGAGCAUCCUGAAAAAUCAUGCCAGGGCUUAUUUUCUAGUUGGGUCUUAUUUUCGGGGAAACACGGUAUUAGAGGAUUUGGAAUCUUGUUUUAGAGGAUCCUUUCCACGUCAGCAUACAAGAUUGUCAGUCUUUUUACAUAUUUGCCCAUUAGAACACUGAGGCAAGUCCAAGGAAGUGUUCUCCUGUUUCUCAGAAGUGGUGGGGACUUUGCCUCCUUCACUGCCCACCUCACCCAGAGUGGCAGGU